UUUCCGGGAAGAGAAAGUUUGCUUCUAUCAAAAGUUCAAUAUUUAGAGAGACCAUUGAACUUUUGAGGUUUUUUUUGGCGACAGCAUCAAUGAAUACCAUCUAUUGUAUCAGCGAACUUCCAUAUAAGGAAUCCAAUGCAACCGUGCUUGACAAUGAUUUCACCGAAAAAUACAUGUGCAUCGGGUCACCAGGAUCUGUGUCAGUUGUAGAAAGCGAAAAAUAUUCAGCAACAUCACAAAAUAUCAGAACAAAUCGACACGAUGCUAAUAUAAUACGUUGGCAGCGUCUUAACGAUACUUCCGGUAGUCACAUCAUUUGCGUGUCUACUCAAUUCUUCGAUAUUUAUGUUGUGAACUCUGAUUGCAUGAGUCUGCUGGAUUCCACUUGUGCUCAUCCUUUCAAUUUGACAGACGUUGAUUGGUGCUCUUAUGAUUCUAAUGCAUUGCUAUCAUGUUCAGUCGACGAUGCAGUAAAAUGUUGGGAUUUGCGGGAUCUGCGAUGUCCUUGUCUGCAAAUGCAAGCUAUUGGUGGAGCAGAGCAAGCGAAGUGGGCUCCAUUAUCGGUCAAUGCGUUGUGUACUUCUCAUGGUACUGAUCUACGACUAUGGGACAAGCGGAAUGUCAGCUUACCCUUGCAAACUGUCUCAGCCCAUAUGCAGAAAAUUUCUUGUGUUAUGUGGCAUCCCACAACUGCGACAUGUUUCUUAACUGCUGGCCUGGACGGCUAUAUCAAAAUGUGGAAUAGCAACGACCUGACGAAGCCACGACAUUCAUUGGGGAUGCUACCGGCUCCAAUAUGGAAAAUCAAAUUUUCGAGUGAUGGAAAUGAAUUUGCAUCAAUACCACUGCCAAUGUAUGGGCAAUCAGAAGAAAGUUGUGCGUUAAGCUUAUGGAAAACCAGUACUCUUGAGAUUAUUCAAGUAAUUGGGUGUGAAGAUGAUGUCCUGCUUGACUUAUGCUGGCAAAAGUUUCGCAUGCAGAGGCAAACUUACAGUUGCUUAUAUUCAGCAUCAAGAUAUGGCAAAUUGCGAAAAUACAAUCUGCCACUAUUUAAAGAUUUAUCUGAAGAGGUAAUAGAAAAGAAUUGCUGUUCAAGAAUUGGCGGAAGUACUGAGAAUGCGUUCGUUCUUGAUGAAGAAAUAAGGGAACCAAGAACAAAAGCGCCGGUUUCAUUAGCAAAUACCAGUAUGUUAAGUGCUACUUUCGGUGAAGGUGGCGCCAACAAGCUGAAUAAACGGCCGUUAAUAAUCCACAAGAUAGAAAUUAUCGAAAACGAAUUAUGUUUAACCGCACCCAGACCAGUAGAUGUUCUGGUAGCUGAGUUGGUUCCGUUGAAACGCAUGUGCACUGAAGAUUUAACUGUUGAACAAUUGGACGAUAAGCACAGUUUAAUAACGUGGAGCGAAAAUGCAGCUAUAAAAUUUCGAAUUAAAGCAGCUUUGUCGUUGGAGGAGAAAAUGGAAGGGUUCACACUUAUAAUUAUCCAGAUUAUUAAUGAUGAAAAUCAUUUAUCACUUAACGAUGUCGAAACCAUUCUCAAGAAAUUAUCGGAUGAAACUAUAAAUAUGGAUGUAUCCUUGGAGAAGGGACCAAUUUUACCCGUUAUCCUGCAUAAUUUGUUUAAAAUAGUAACUUCGAUGGAGAUUUGCGCUUCUCGAUCACUUGAUAUACCACAGCGUCCAGAAAAUGUUGUCCAAUUUUGUGAGAGUGCUUCGAGUGAAAGUGGUCCACAUAGUGUCACGCUGGAAACCAUUUCCUCUCCUCCACCAAAAAGCACGCUAUCAUCACCAUUACUUUCAACUUCAUAUGAUCAUUGGAUACCAUCUCCUCGUACGUGUGGAGCACGUUUUAAUGGCUCAGGAUUUCUGGUUAUCUUUGGACGAAACGAACUUGCGAUGAGGCGUAUGCAAUCGAGUAAGAGUUCCUUUCAGGAUGAGUCACUUUGGCUCUCUGCAGAACGGAUCACACAGGCCUUAAAAUGCACUUCUUCAAAGAAAGGUGCGCUCAGUUUUCUGGAUGAUGGGCAUGAAACUGAUGAGAGACAUGUUAGUAGUACACCACGUUCACUGGACGAAUACAAACAUGAACUGCUUCUAUCUAUGGAAGAUAUGCAUACUCGUUUGCAAAAUUUUUGUGGUAACGAGAAAUUUAGUUCAUCAUUAUGCCAAUCGAUCUGUGGUACUCCGCUUUUUCCCCUCAAUAUGGCUUUCUUUCAUCAAAAAUUUGAUGUCGCAAACAGUGGAACAUCUUCCCUAUUAGGAAUGCGUGCAAGUAAUUCAUUGGCAAUGUUAAGCAAUAUAUGUAGUAACAGUACACAAAACGUUCGAUCACAUCGUCGUCGAGGAAAUUCAGGAACAAAUGUUCUUGCUGACGACCACCAUCAUCUAGACGGCUGUGCUCCAAUAUCUGUGGUUGUUAUUUAUGAUGUAUCAAUGCUCAUGUCAGUUAGCAAAGAUCUUGCUCGUAAAUACCGGCUUAUUGGCACUGAUGCACUGGAGUUGUGUUUAUGGAAUCGGAAAGUAGUAGAGGAAGCAGGACGCAAAGAUUUGGGAAACAUAUGGCAAAUCGUUGAGCUCUGCGUACGGAUGGCGAAAUUAAGUUGGCGUCAACAUUAUCUUCUUGAUCAAAAUAAAACAAUAACUAACAUGCCAGAUCCCGAUUCAUCGGAAGAAAGUAUGUCAAAAGAAGACAUUAUGGCUAUGGCAGUGCAUCCGUUCGGACGUUCACUAAUUAAUAAUUUAUUAGAUUACUUUGCGCGUAUCAAUGAUUAUCAGACUGCUGCAGUGAUAAUUUGCGUCUUAAGUUUGGGAUACAAACGGUAUUUUGAAAUAGUUGACAGUAACGUGGAAUUAUCAACUACUCCGAAGUAUGCAGUCCACCAUGAACUUAGUACUUGUGGCAUCAAUCUUGAUAGUUCGGUGUACCGCACAGUCAAUGCGAAUGCUAAAUUAGGCUUGAACUUCUGGUUGUUACAACAAGAAAAAGAAAAACUAGAUAUGAAGGAACAGUUGUCAUUAACAGCUUCCGGUUCAAAGACCGCUGGGAAAUUUUCUUCAUUUCAGAGUGCCUUAAUUGGUCAUCCUUCAGUGCAGACCCUAAAAAUAGAAAAAGAAUGUAGGAUAUCUUGUAGCCAUCGUAUCCCUGACGAGUUAAUAAUCUCUAGUUUCGCAGAGCAGCCUCAACAAGAUCCUGGUUGGAGUAUCACCAAAAACAAAUCCAGUUUGUGCAGCCUCUUAGAUCCUCCUUCUAAGAGUCGAUACGAUAAAGUGCGCCAUCGGUAUGCUAGUUUACUGUUCAGGUGGAGGAUGUUUUCAAAAGCUGCCGAAGUGAUGAAGUAUAGUGAGACUGCACCUUAUUCAGCACCACUACAAGUUCAGAGCUCGUGUCCUCACUGUCACAGUAAAUUGCUGCUUUUCAAAUGUGAUAAAUGUCACAUCCAUUGGAAAUUCCGCUGCUCCUUAUGUCAACUUCCUGUGCUAGGUAUGCUGACGGUAUGUGCCCUUUGUGGACACGGUGGACACAGCGAACAUAUGGUGAUUUGGUUCAAGGAAAAUAACCACUGUGCAUACGGUUGCGGAUGCGACUGUAAAUCGGCUUGUUUUUAGAAGCAGUUUAAUUUAUAAUUGAUACUUUAUCGUACUCGUAUUUUGUCAUUUGCACACUGUUAAAUGUGUCUGGAAUGAUAGCCAAAACAACUACUUCCAUUUUAAUGUACAAAUUUAAAUUUUAUUCGAGCUGUUGAUUAGUUCCUUCAAAAUAAAAAUAAAU
Messenger RNA from Loa loa (African eye worm), 3768 nucleotides. RefSeq lists its product as hypothetical. The record is from RefSeq and is a predicted model, not a curated record. Lineage: Eukaryota; Metazoa; Nematoda; Chromadorea; Rhabditida; Onchocercidae. Gene Ontology annotation, molecular function: protein binding. The coding region runs from base 90 to 3605 and encodes 1171 amino acids. The transcript is spliced from 29 exons.